Molecule: messenger RNA, 1115 nt
Organism: Aricia agestis (brown argus)
Lineage: Eukaryota; Metazoa; Arthropoda; Insecta; Lepidoptera; Lycaenidae
Product: 26S proteasome non-ATPase regulatory subunit 9
Exons: 3
Coding region: 129-788 (219 amino acids)
Biological process (GO): proteasome regulatory particle assembly
Cellular component (GO): nucleus; cytoplasm
Molecular function (GO): protein binding
Source: RefSeq, a predicted model, not a curated record
CGUGGUCCGUGUACGUUUUGUAGUUUUGUACACAUGAUGAUUCGCAAAAUUAGAGUUUUAUGAAUUUGAUUUCAUUACUAAAGAAUAAUUAAAUUAUCCAAUCGCCAAAAACUCACACAACAUUAGCUAUGGUAGGCUACAAUAUGGAUGGUGCUGCCAGAGACAGAGUUAUGAAAUUGAUUCAAGAUAAAGAUAGAAUUGAAUCUGAAAUUCGUGAACAGAAUUUAGUUCUAGAAGCAAAUCAUGUAGGAAUGCAAGAUUCUCUUACCGAUAGUGAAGGCUUUCCAAGGAACGAUAUUGAUGUAUAUAAAGUCCGACACGCAAGACAUCGCAUUAUUUGUUUGCAAAACGAUCACAAAAACAUAAUGAAGCAAAUAGAACAAGGUCUAGGUGAUGUACAUGCUGGGUUUCUGGGAAGUACCACUAGCAACGGAGCCUCCACCUCUCAACUCACAUACACCAACGGCCAUAGUAGAGAUAUCACAAUCAGUAAUGGUUCAGAUGCCCAUGAACACACUUUUGCGGUGGUCGGUUUUGUACAAGAAGGCUCUCCAGCUGACUUAAGUGGUCUAUGUGAAAACGACAACAUAAUUCAGUUUGGCUCAGUAACUGCAAACAAUUUCUCGGACAUCACCCAGGUACACAAUGUAGUCAUGCACUCAGUGGGACAACCAAUUCAAGUAAAAGUUAGAAGAGGUACGCACAUCCUGUGCAUGACAGUCACACCCCGACCGUGGGGUCAGCCUGGAUUGCUUGGCUGCCAAAUAAACAGACUGGCCUUCACAUAGUAUCUGUAUAUUAUGUAAAGAGCAGUGUUUUUUCCACCUGUGGGUCAUGACCCGCUGGGGGGCUGAUCGCGAAAAAAAAUUUCACACCCCAGUCAGGUCACAACAUAAAAAAAGGUUGAAUAACACUGGUAUAGAGUAUGAAGAGUAUCUAAGUAGAGUUAAGCUCUGUUUAGUGUAAAAUUGUUUUUGUGUCAUUUUCUUUGUUAUUUAAUACUAACAAAAUUAAAAUGUUUUAUUAUAAUUUAUUACUAACAUUACCAUAAAAACAUAGAAUAACGAAUAUUAACAUGAUCUUAAAAUUUAGAAAUAUAUUUUAUGAUUGAUCAC